Yamadazyma tenuis ATCC 10573 is the source of this 1438-nucleotide messenger RNA. RefSeq names its product Zn(II)2Cys6 transcription factor domain-containing protein. The record is from RefSeq and is a predicted model, not a curated record. Gene Ontology annotation, biological process: regulation of transcription by RNA polymerase II. NCBI's taxonomy places the organism in Eukaryota, Fungi, Ascomycota, Pichiomycetes, Serinales, Debaryomycetaceae. Gene Ontology annotation, molecular function: DNA-binding transcription activator activity, RNA polymerase II-specific; zinc ion binding.
AUGGUACGCAAAGUCCGAUGUCUCAGCUGUCGCAAGCUCAAGAUUGGCUGUGACAAGGGCCGUCCCAAGUGCGAGUACUGCGUCGCAACUGGCCGCGAAUGUGUCUAUGGCAGCUCCAAAUCACCCUCGCUUCUACCGCCUAUAUCACAAGAACCCUCCACCCAUAUGGUAGAAGAAAUCACCACCAUUCGGUCGCCGACUUCUGGCACCUCGUACCGUCUCUACAAUGAUAGUCUGCUCAAUUCCAUGUGUACACAGCUCGGAAUCAACAAGUUCGAGUUCCAUCUUCUCUGCCAGUUCCACGCUUGUUUCCUAGAAACAAGCCUCUCGUUCCAUCAGAUAGCAGACAAUCCCAACCUUUCGCCGUUGGACAAGCUCUGGUUGACAGAGGUACCACGGCUCUGGCAAGGCAGUGCCCAGCUCCGCCAAAAUGUCUAUGCCAUGACAUCGUUGCAUCUCGAGGCCCGCGUUCUGUUGCAACAAAUGGUGAUCGAAGACCUUGGACCCCACGGGGUGUUUGACACCUUUGGCACCUCCACCUCGGUCCACGACGCCACCCGGCGGAUGCUGGACAUAACCCUCGCCUACUUUGGUGAGGCGGUGCACGCGACUCGCAAGAGCAUCGAUGAGCUCGUGCACGGUAAGGAGUUCACGGUGGAGACGGCGGCGGCCACCGUUUUCUCGUCAAUCAUUCUCUUUACAUUUCUAUCGUUGCAACCGCACUGCUUGAUCCCGCUCGUGGACCCCCGGCCCCAUGCCCUGGACUUGAUCAAGCUUGUGCUGCUGAUGAAGGCAGCCAUGGCUUGUGCGUUACCUGUCAUGUUCCACACCAGAUACCACGGGGUGUUCUACUUGGCAGAAUUCUUGCGAGAUCACGACGCCAGCACCACGUUCCCGGUGGUCGAGCACUUGCGGGAUGACCUCCACCGCCGGCCGCGCGAUGACGACGGAUACUGGGGCGCUCUUGAAGGGUCGUUGAACAUGCUAGACCGGUGCUUUGCCAGAGCUAUGAAGACCGAUGACUAUGUGCUUCUUUUCCGGUAUGUGUUUCUCAUGGACUUCAAGGUGUAUGACUUGAUAGAGGCUGGCGACUACUUGAGCCAUAAGAUUCUUUAUUACUACUCGAUCAUUUCGUUACUCUGCGGGAUGAGUUUUAGUAACCAGCACAGCGUGUUUCGGGAUUUUGCAGAGAUGUUUAGGGAGAAAAGCUUCGAGAGGUUUGGCGGCUGGGAGCAUGAUAUGGAUAGAGACAUGUACCUUCUAGCGGCCAGCGACUUUAGCUUGAAGGAGCGGCUUCUGGGACUCGCAGAGUUUGUACCGGGGGCAAUGGUGAGGGAAGGAAGUGCAACACAAACACACUAACAGGUACAAAGGCAAUGUCACCUGUUCCCAUUACCACGUUAGGUACUCAUUGGUCCUGAACAAAAGUUGCUCGUAU